AUGUUUACUACAGUGCUGAUCCGAAGCAGUUGUUUUAAUCAGAUUCUCCUGUUCCUUCAGGACCAGGAAGAUAAAGUUUUUCUUAAGCGGUUCCUGCGACGCCAGGAAAUUGAAGACGAGAUACGGAGGUGUGACCGGAGCUUAGACGAUGCGUUCAAAGUGUUAGAUGUGAACAAGCUGCACGAAUAUAGCAAACGCAAGCAGCGCAUUGUAGACAUCAGCGAUCAGUUUGGCCUCCUUUCUUCCGAGAUCAGCUCUCUCACAUCUGGCCAAGCAAGUCCUGUGUCUGCGCGGAGCAUAGACAGAGACGCAGUGAAACCAGACACUAUCGCAGUCGCGCUGCAGGAGAUUGUCGCCGCGCAAACCAAGCGCGAACUCGAUGAGGAUCUCAAUAACCUGAUCCGACGGAUGACUAGAGCCUUGGACAAGAACGACGACAUUGCGAUCAUUGGCAUCCUCCAAGUUAGUCGCCAUGAAAUGCCCGAGGCAAUUGUUGCGCUGCAGCGCGCACUCAAGAAAGAGAUAGGUCCGUGGAACCUCGCGAGGGGCCCUGAUUCUGCGGCAUUAGAGCACCUUUCCGCUCUUCUUUCCGGCAAUGAGCACCAGGAAUCUAUGGGAAUGGUUGCAGAUUUACCCCAUGAUGACUCGUCGACGGGCCCGAUGGAGUUGAAGAGGCUGGAGAAGAAAUUCAUGAAAGCGGGCCUCGACGCCCUACGAAGAAACAGUGACCAGACGUCGUUUCCCAGAUGGACGAUUACACAAUAUGAAAUCCACCUAAAGCAGAAGAUCGGGAUGGGCUUCUACUCGGAUGUUUUCAGAGGUUCGUGGCUCGGUCGCACAGUUGCCAUAAAGGUGCUCCAGAAAUCGAACGAAGUGCAGGAGCAGCUUUUCAUGAACGAGGCCACUGUGUGGACGAGAUUGAAGCACCCAAAUGUUCUGGAACUCCUGGGCUCUUCGUCCCCGUCGAGCAGUUCCUGGUUCUUUGUUAGUCCUUACUACGAAAACGGCAAUUUGGUGUCCUUCCUCAGCAGGCUACCGCAGCUAGAGGCCGCCUUCAUAUUACGGGCUACGCAUGACAUCGCGAAGGGAAUGGCAUAUCUGCACAGCAUGAAUAUCCUGCAUGGCGACCUCAAGGGCGCGAAUGUGCUGGUCGGCAAUGAACAGGAAUGUUUGAUCUGUGACUUUGGCCAAAGUCAACUCAAGUCGGAGCUAUACAAGAUCAAUGGGAAACCGCUUUCUCACGGUACUUUCCGAUGGCGUGCUCCCGAACUCAUGUCGGGGCAGGCUCAACUGGAGAAACCGGUCGACGUCUAUGCCUUCUCGAUAUGCUGCAUAGAAGUCCUCGGAAAGGGCGAGCUACCCUGGGGUAGUGACGUCAACGACGAUGAUAUUAGAGAGUCGGUUCUCGAUAACAAACUCCGCCCUAACAUUCCACAAAUAAUUCUCGAAAAGGAGCAACAAGAUGGGCUCAUCAGGAUAGUCGAGCAGUGUUGGGCCCAGGAUCCUUCGUUACGCCUCUCCUUCAGAGCAGUCGUCAAGGCUCUCGAACGACUCCGCUCGUCUAAGUUACCGCCUAUUGUAUCAUCGGAGAGCACUCACAACAGUGUUCAUUCAUCGGCACCUUCUCCAGCGCCGAUUGCGCCUCCGUCCAGAAUGCUGCAAGCAGAGGAAAUCUACAGGAAAAUCAUCCGCGAUCCACUCGACUCUUCGCUCAGCCUGCCUCUAUGGCAUCCCACGCCUGUGUCUUUGGG
Molecule: messenger RNA, 1751 nt
Organism: Postia placenta MAD-698-R-SB12
Lineage: Eukaryota; Fungi; Basidiomycota; Agaricomycetes; Polyporales; Adustoporiaceae
Exons: 8
Biological process (GO): protein phosphorylation
Molecular function (GO): protein kinase activity; ATP binding
Source: RefSeq, a predicted model, not a curated record